This is a messenger RNA of Mobula hypostoma (lesser devil ray), 1664 nucleotides long. RefSeq names its product hepatic lectin-like. The coding region runs from base 9 to 611 and encodes 200 amino acids. The transcript has 6 exons. The record is from RefSeq and is a predicted model, not a curated record. NCBI's taxonomy places the organism in Eukaryota, Metazoa, Chordata, Chondrichthyes, Myliobatiformes, Myliobatidae.
CUGAGAACAUGGACGUAAAGGGCAGUUAUGAAGUAUCCGGAGGUGCUACAGGAAGAAAGCUAUCCCCUCGGAUCAUCUACUUUCUUCUGGGCUUUUCUGUCCUGAUGUCCUUUGUGAUUCUUGGCACUGUGAUUCACCUGAUUACAGAAAAUUCCAUGAAGGCAAGAGCUUCCUUCGAUAACUUUCAGGUUGAACUUGCAGAGCUGGCUAAGAAUCUAUCACAUGGACGACCAUUCAACCAAUGGAGACGCUUCAAUAAUAAGCUGUACUACUUCUCAUCAAAUAGACACAGCUGGAAUGAAUCCCUGAAGUUCUGUGACUCAAUGAAGUCCUUGCUUGUGGUCAUUAACAAUAAAGCCGAGCAGGAAUUUUUACAGCGGAAUAUAAAAUGUGGCCAUUGGAUUGGACUCCAUGACACUCAGACAGAAGGGGUGUGGCACUGGGUGGAUGGCACAGAUUACGCUACCAAUUUCAAGAGCUGGGCACCUGGUCAACCCAAUAAUAUGGGCAUGAGGGGUCAAGAUUGUGCUCUCAUCGUUGGAACUGGAGGGUGGUACGAAUGGCAUUGCAAUUAUUGGCAUUAUCCCAUCUGUGAAAAACCAGAAGAUUGACACAGCACUCCAGCUUACAGUUGCAGCAGAGUGGGAAGUGAAUCUCUUUUGUUUGUUCCCUGCACAUGCAUUGGCAAGUAGCCCUGAGCUGGGGAUUUUUGGGGCUGGUCUAUGGCCAAAGCCCUUUCUCACUCCCUGCCUCUCCCCUGACUAAACUCGCAUGUAGAUUUACUGCUUUAUCCUAACUCAGUAAUGUAAAGACCCAUAUGGGAGAAUAUUCACAUUGUCCUUCACAGUAGGGACCUAAAUGCAAUUUUCUAGAAUGUUCCAAAGUGCCAGUGCAGUAUAUAUUCUCUAGUGCCGUUUGCUCUGUCACAUCACUCCAGCUCUGACCCAGUGGAUCCAAACACCCUGGGUGUUUCAAACCCGCAGUGCCUUUUGGAAGCCAUACUAUGUGUCAACUCUGGUGCUACCAGAAUUAAUUCAAUCAUUGUCUCCACCCUGGCAGAAAACCUGGAGGCAAAGAGUCUUUUUGACACAACUAGUACUGAUCUAGAUAAACUGGUUGAGAGAACAGUAAAAGUAAUUUAAGAAAACGCAUGCAAAACAAUCUUGCAGAAAUGCCUGCAGUGAACAAAACAGCAGAGAGGGAAGAAGGGGUAGCAUUAAACAGGAAGUUUCAUCGAUGCAAACACGAGGAAAUCUGCAGAUGCUGGAAUUUCAAGCAACACACAUAAAAGUUGCUGGCGAAUGCAGCAGGCCAGGCAGCAUCUAUGAGCUGACAGAGGCAGAAAGAGCCAGACAACCUCCUUGGAACUGCUUAAUUAUCAGGCUCUUUCACAACUGUCCUGAGACACAGAGCUUAUUGCCCAUCUCCACCUUUGCUCUUGCUCCAUCCCUUUCUCAGUCACAUCCUCAUUUCUCCAUCCCAUUUACUCCGUGUGCACUUGCGGAAAACACUGAAGGCACACAGGAAGAUAAUUUCCUUUACCACAAAUGCCUGUCACUUAUACUUCCUGCUGCACAACUGAAUAUCGCGAGGCAAAUACAACUAACACAUGAUAUUGUGGAAGUUGCAGUAAGGCAAGGGUUAAAAAUAACAUCCAGGUGAGA